Notolabrus celidotus (New Zealand spotty) is the source of this 900-nucleotide messenger RNA. RefSeq names its product achaete-scute homolog 4-like. The transcript is spliced from 2 exons. Gene Ontology annotation, molecular function: protein dimerization activity; DNA-binding transcription factor activity, RNA polymerase II-specific; RNA polymerase II transcription regulatory region sequence-specific DNA binding. Gene Ontology annotation, biological process: regulation of transcription by RNA polymerase II; developmental process. Bases 284 to 769 code for a protein of 161 amino acids. NCBI's taxonomy places the organism in Eukaryota, Metazoa, Chordata, Actinopteri, Labriformes, Labridae. The record is from RefSeq and is a predicted model, not a curated record.
AUGCUUUAUUAUGAGAAAUGCUUGACAGACAGGAAGGAACCGUUAUGUAAACAGUGUUAUCUUGAUGAAGUGGCUGCAUCUCCGCCCUCGAUCACACCCAUGCUUGUAGCCUAAAAGGACAAAAAAAAAAACAAGUUGUCACACAGACUGACAGAGUCCCGACUCAGAAGUUUCCACUCGCACAUUAUCAUAAUCAGGAGAGUCAAUAAGUCACAACGUGGGGAGUUUUAUAAAGAAAAUCUUGCUCCAAACACGUGAUGAUUACGAGGAGCCACUGACAGGAAUGGACUCCAUGGAGAACUUUUCUUAUGUCCCCUCACUGACUCUCCACGGCCUCUCCAUGGACACCGGAGGAUCGCACUACAGGGAUGCGCUUCGGCUUGGACUGCCCUUCCACCUUGACACUACAUACCUCGAAACUGUGCACGGCCAGAGGAUACCCUACAGACAAAUAUCAUAUUUCCCCUUUCACGGACCCCUGGGUGUUUGUGAAUACUCAUUCGAGCCAGCGUUCAUCCGUAAAAGGAACGAAAGAGAGCGGCACCGAGUGCGCUGCGUAAACGAAGGUUACGCGCGGCUCAGAGAGCAUCUGCCGCAGGAGUUUCAGGACAAACGGCUCAGCAAAGUGGAGACUUUGAGGGCUGCUAUUGACUACAUCAAUCAUCUGCAGAGCCUGCUGGAUGUAAAUGCGUCCGGGGUGGAGGUGACGCUUGGUGCCGUGCGUCAGUGCGCGCAGCAGCCGCAGAGGACAGAGUGCAGCAGUGACUGAAAAUCUAAAACUGACCUCACCGACAGUGGGGAAAUAGUUGACUAGGUUGGUUUCUUUUGCUUUGACUCUGCCUCUAUCCAUCUGAUGUAACAUUCAUUCAACAUUGUUGCUCGUAAAACAACCCAAAGUGA